This is a messenger RNA of Austrofundulus limnaeus, 2535 nucleotides long. It is a transcript of the gene wnt7ba, whose product is annotated as wingless-type MMTV integration site family, member 7Ba. The transcript has 4 exons. NCBI's taxonomy places the organism in Eukaryota, Metazoa, Chordata, Actinopteri, Cyprinodontiformes, Rivulidae. Gene Ontology annotation, biological process: multicellular organism development; neuron differentiation; positive regulation of JNK cascade. The record is from RefSeq and is a predicted model, not a curated record. The coding region runs from base 610 to 1674 and encodes 354 amino acids. Gene Ontology annotation, cellular component: extracellular region. Gene Ontology annotation, molecular function: cytokine activity; frizzled binding.
ACCUAUUACCACACUAAAGUUUAGCUCAGUAUGUGUAAGAUUGACUAAAUUACUGCCUUUUUUCUGUAAUGAUCAGCUGUUGUGAUGGCGAUCUUACAAAAAGUGAUUCAGUGAUUACUUACUGGAAGUUUCAUUKUGAUUCCUCCAGUGGUUURKGAGAUAUUUUCAUAAAAGGCAAUCAURUGGCCAAAAAAAAGUCCACAGUGGGCCGGAGGUAGCCCGCUGGCCGCCAGUUGGUGAUAGAGGGAGGGCUGGAGGUGUGUAGGAGGUGUGGAUGCUGGGUGUGAGCUGGAGCACCCUCCCUUCCAAUUCAGCAACAGUCUGACUUUUAAAGACCCCCAAAGCGCAUCCGGAUCCACUUCUCUGCCCCCAGAUCCCAGUCCUCUACUGGAGCGCGCGCACAUGGGCCGCGGGAUGCAGCCUGGGACCGCGGACACGGAGCUGCCGCCGCGCGCUUCGCCUCCAUCCCGACGUAGCACACCGGAUUACUUUUAACAAACACUUCAGGAGGAUAAACAAAAAAAAAAGGAUCCAUUUCUUCGCAUUUUUUUAAUUUAUUUGUUUUUUCAAGUUAAGAGCUCAAGUCCAGCUGAUGUUCAAUGCGCAGYCAUGCUCAUCAUCCCUUCUCGCGGAGCGCUGCUGUCCGUCUACUACCCGCAGAUCUUCCUCAUCCUCACCAGCGGCAGCUACCUGGCCCUGUCCUCCGUGGUGGCUCUGGGUGCCAACAUAAUCUGCAACAAGAUACCAGGAYUGGCCCCCCGUCAGAGGGCCCUUUGUCAGAGUCGCCCCGACGCCAUCAUCGUCAUCGGCGAAGGCGCCCAGCUGGGCAUCAACGAGUGCCAGCACCAGUUCCGGCACAGCCGGUGGAACUGCUCGGCGCUGGGAGAGAGGACAGUCUUCGGACAAGAGCUGAGAGUAGGCAGCAGGGAGGCAGCCUUCACUUACGCCAUCACGGCGGCCGGAGUUGCCCACGCGGUGACCGCGGCCUGCAGCCGAGGCAACCUCAGCCAGUGCAGCUGCGACCGCGACAAGCAGGGCUACCAGGACCGGGAGGAGGAGGGCUGGAAGUGGGGGGGCUGCUCGGCCGACGUCAAGUACGGCGUGGAGUUUUCCCGCCGCUUUGUGGACGCUCGUGAGGUCAAGAAAAACGCGCGCCGCCUGAUGAACCUUCACAACAACGAGGCGGGUCGAAAGAUCCUGGAGGAGAGGACGAAGCUGGAGUGCAAGUGUCACGGUGUCUCCGGUUCCUGCACCACGAGGACCUGCUGGAUCACGCUGCCGCAGUUCAGGGAGGUCGGCCGUACGCUGAAGGAGCGCUACGGCGAGGCGGUUCAGGUGGAGCCGGUUCGGGCGUCGCGGCUCCGGCAGCCCGCCUUCCUGCGCGUCAAAGAGGCCCGGGGCUACCGGAAGCCCGCCGACACGGACCUGGUGUACCUGGAGCGGUCGCCCAAUUACUGCGAGGAGGACGCGGCCACGGGGAGCGCUGGGACGCGGGGCCGGCUGUGCAACGACACGUCGACGCUGGCGGACGGCUGCGGCGCCAUGUGCUGCGGCCGCGGCCACGACGCRCACCGCUACACGCGGGCGUGGCAGUGCGACUGCAAGUUCCACUGGUGCUGCUUCGUCAAGUGCAGCACCUGCAGCGAGAAGUCCCAGGUGUUCACCUGCAAGUAGCUUGGAGGAAACAAAGUGGAGUAAUUUAUUCCAAUUUGCACAUUUUCCACAUCCUGUUUAAAAGAAUGACAUAAAAGCAUUGGGAACGUUUCCAGCUUCAGCAAUUCUUUCCUACGACGCCAAACAUGAAAAAUAGAUUGAACUAUAUCGGGACUGCCGUGAACCAGAUCCAGAUUCUUACGAGGCAGCAGCAGUUCUCUUACACUGUAUUCUGUUUAAACACUGAAUGAAACAUAUUUAUGUAAAACUGCUUGAAGACUUUAAAGCUUCAGUCUUUGAAAAAGUUUUAAUUCCUCCCAUAUUUUAAUUACUUGUCACGUUCCAACCACAAACUUUAAAGUACUUUACUGGGUUUUUAUGUAACGUAAUGCAUAAUUACAUGUGUUGUGUGAACAAUAGUGCUCACACAGCAUCAAAAGCGAUGGGAWAAAGUUAGAGAAGUUUAAAGCUGUAUGAGAUUAUGAAACAAUGUCCCAUGUUUUAUAUAUUUAAUAGAUUUCUGUUCUGUCAUGUGAAAACUAUUUAAAAAAAAAGAAAGAUGUGACACAACCAAGACAUGGUCCAAAGGUACAAAUUAAAUCGGACGACGGCCCUAAGCGUCAAGUCAGAGCUACGCUAGAAAGGUUUAAUCCACGAGUUACUGCAGCCCAGUCUUAAUUCAGGAUCUGGCGAGACCUUAAAGUGCCUGUGACAGAAACGUUUUGUAAUAAACAUGAAGGCAUAUUUGGAAAGAUAACAUUGAUGACAUAUUUCAAAACACAUUUCAUGUUGCUGAGGUGAACAGUUGUUGCGAUAUUUGCAUGUGAAGAAACAGGAAGUGAUGUCAAAGGGGAAUGUCAGCAUGUGAACAGAGCGUUGUUA